AUCCAACCAAACCAAACGUCAAAAUUCCAGUCCACAGUUUUUAAAUUCCUGCAAAAAUUCCUUCACCAAACCCAUGCUCAUAAGUUAAAAAAUCCCGCAUCCAAUGCACGCGUCUUUAUUGACCAUUGCUACGUAAAUUGCUUUUUGAAAAUAUAGGCUUUGUUACAAAAUUUCAUCAUAAUUUCUUAUCAAUACUAUACCUACGUCAUUCCUAUUUCUUUCACGACUUAAAGUUGUGUGUUUCACUGAGCAAGGCCAUCGUUUAGUUAUCCGGUGUUGCUGAGAGUGCACGGUCGCUUUGCAUUUAUAACAAAAACGUCCGAUCUUAUUUCAGUUUUUUUUUUCUAGUGUCUAAGCCCGGUAACCUUGGUGUAGGAAGGCCGCGAGUUUUUCAUAUUUAGUGUGAAUUCUAUUCGGCCACGAUGUUGAAAAGUGCUUCGAAGGUGACAAUAAACACUGGUAACGUGUUGAACUUAAUUGAUAUUAAGAAAAAGGCUGGGCAGAAUGUAACAGAGGAGCUAUCAGAGAGCAUCAAGCUAACUCUAUCAGAAUGGGGCUCCCAAAACGGCGUGAAGCUCCAAAACGGCACCGAAGACCCAGACGCCUCGCACGCCUCCGACUACGUGGUCCAAUCCUCCGUAGUCACUGGCACCAGCUCCGAAGUCCUAGUCAACAUCACCAGGCCCCACGACGAUGUGCAGAUCAAGAUGGCUGAGGAGGAACGGAAGAAUCUGAAGAUUGGUGUGAAGAUAUUUAUUAAUGAGGACAGUACGAGUGCGCUCGGUGAAUGUUUGGAGAAUGUAUUCACGGCGCUACACACAACAGUGAUAGACAACGUGAUACUAGCAUACAACCCGGACAUACCUCCCAAAGACCAGACCGAGCCCAAGACAGCAUAUUCAAACAAGGCGUCGCCUAUAUCCCUGAGCAAUAACGUUGGAGCAAAAAUCCCUUCGGAGACGGAUGCGGACAGCGAAGCAGAUGCGCGCAAGUGUGAAGCUAUACUUCCGGGGAUCAAGGUGUUGUGGGCCGUAUUAGAAGACUAUGUCAAAAACGGUAGAGUGAACCUGCUAGGCGUGGCUGAUGUGGGCGGCGGCUGCCUGUACAAACUGCACGCCUGGGCCAAAGUAAAGCCGACCAUAGCUCAAAUAAACCUGGCCUCGUGCUGCGUAGUGCCGCCUUCCCUGCACGCCUUCUGUCGCGCCAACGACGUGCAGCUGCUGACACAUGCUGACCCCCCAGAUCUACUCUCACUAGCUGCCGUAAAGACCCUGUCAGAAGUGGGCGUGGGCUGCGACAACCUAGACUGGUGCGCGCGCUACCAAGUCCACAUCAAAUGUCGCGGCGUACUCGCACUAAAGGGGUACGUGUGUAAGGCCACGCUGGAUAAGAAGGUUAAAUAG
Messenger RNA from Cydia amplana, 1403 nucleotides. It is a transcript of the gene Gclm, whose product is annotated as glutamate--cysteine ligase regulatory subunit. The transcript has 6 exons. Bases 423 to 1403 code for a protein of 326 amino acids. Lineage: Eukaryota; Metazoa; Arthropoda; Insecta; Lepidoptera; Tortricidae. The record is from RefSeq and is a predicted model, not a curated record. Gene Ontology annotation, cellular component: glutamate-cysteine ligase complex. Gene Ontology annotation, molecular function: enzyme regulator activity; glutamate-cysteine ligase catalytic subunit binding. Gene Ontology annotation, biological process: glutathione biosynthetic process.